Physella acuta is the source of this 1280-nucleotide messenger RNA. Its product is annotated as sulfotransferase 6B1. Lineage: Eukaryota; Metazoa; Mollusca; Gastropoda; Physidae. Gene Ontology annotation, molecular function: sulfotransferase activity. The record is from RefSeq and is a predicted model, not a curated record.
GCUAACCUAAAAAUAGCUAAAUUCUAGUUGUAAUACAUUACCUCCCUGACAAUCGACAAAUGUCAUUCCUGACAAAAAAAAAACGGUUAAAAAAAACGGUUGAGGUCAAAGGUUACCUAACAUUAAACAGCCGACACUGUGGAACCCUGAUGUGUCAGCAUUUCAUACACACGAUGUAGGUUUACAAGUUUACAACUUUGGACCCACAUUUCGACACACUACACAUCAAUCAGCUAACAUUAACGUGUGUUAAGAGCUCUGAUUGUAGAAAGAGCCAACGCCAUCCCCUUGUACACUUCCUGCUAGACAUGGAAAUGAACGACCACAGCCACGAGUACCUGUUAAGCGAACUGAAAGCGUUAUCCAAGGCAGUGACGAACAAUGAAGAGCUUAACUUCAGCAGCAACAAGAGCGUGUUUGACGCGGACGGCCAAGAACUCAAACUGCUAGCCCUGGACGACAAACUGCUGCCGUGUUUUGGUGAAGGCAACAUACGAAAGGUCAAGGACAUCAAGCUUAGAGACGAUGACGUCAUCCUGCUUGGUUAUCCUAAAACAGGCUGUCAUUGGAUCUGGGAGGUGCUGAAUAUGAUGCUGAGGAAAACACCAGUCAUGUCCAAGUUAGGCAAAGAAGCGGUUUUUCUAGAGUUCGCAUCUUUAGAGAAUAUUGAGAACACACCCAGUCCUCGUGCCUUGAAUUCUCACCUCUGGUUUGACUAUCUGCCUCAACAACUAUUAGAGAAGAAAACCAAACUGAUUCUAACAUUCAGAAACCCUAAAGACACGGCCGUAUCCUUUUACAACCACACAGUUUCCUUUGGCAUGGUGCUGGGUUACCAAGGGACCUUCAAGUCGUGGUUUCCAUUGUUUGAAGAUGGUUUAGUCGACUACGGAUCCUACUACGACUAUUACUUAGAGUGGGAUCAUGUGAUCAAAUCCAACCCAGACCUACAGGUGCUACUGGUGUCUUACGAAGAGAUGAAAGAGGACCUGACCAAAGUGAUGAAAAAGAUGUCCAAAUUUCUCGACCUUGACCUUGAUGACCAGCUCGCGCAGGACAUUGUCAAGGCCACAAGAUUUGAUGCUAUGAAAGAAACGUACACAAACAAUGGCACUUUCUCCCGAUCUCUCCUUCGCAAAGGGCAAGUGGGCGACUGGAAAAACUGGCUAACUGUGGCGCAAAGCGAGGCUGUGGACGAGAAGAUGAAAAAGUUGGACGGGACAAGUUUUUCUCAAGAAAAUCAGAGAUACACUUUAUAAAUUACGAAACGAUUUUAUAAA